UAUUGGGUCAAAUCCGUGAGCGUAGUCACUGCUGUGUGGAUAUGCGAGGAAUGUUGACUCGCACUCAGUGAAGAUUACAACACACUUUAGAAACAAUCUGAAGAAACUCUACUUUGUGCUGGUGAUUGCUCAGGAGUGAAUGGGUGUUUAAGUAUGCACUAGAAAGCCAUGUUACUGUAGAGGCGCCCGGUGUGCAGAAGAUUCACAGCUCUUAAGAACAAGUAGCCAUUCGUUCAUUUCUCAAUGGCUGAAAACAACUUUCCUCCUAUGCCUGGCUUUAUUCCUCUGAGGCCGUGCUUCCACCAGGACUUUGAGGAGAUUCCUGACCAGCACCGCACCAUGUGCAAGAGACUCUACCAUCUGUGGAUCUUGUACGGCGUGACGCUGCUGGUGAAUUUCUUGGGCUGUAUGGCGUGGAUGUUUGGAGGAGGAGGAGUGACUAACUUCGGCAUGUCAGUCAUCUGGGUUAUUCUCUUCACCCCCUGCUCGUACGUGUGCUGGUUCAGACCCAUUUACAACGCCUUCAAGACCGACAGCUCAUUCUACUUCAUGGCGUUCUUCUUUGUGUUCAUGGCACAACUUUUUAUUGCUAUAAUUCAGGCCAUUGGUAUACCAGGAUGGGGUGUUUGCGGCUGGUUGGGCACCAUCUCCUUCUUUGGCACGAGUAUCUUUGCCUCCAUCAUCAUGUUAAUCCCCACCCUCAUGUUCACCGCAGUCGCUGCCAUCUCGUUUAUCGUGCUCACGAAGGUUCAUAACUUCUACCGUGGCAGUGGCGGCAGCAUGAGUAAAGCGCAGGAGGAGUGGGUGUCUGGCGCCUGGAAGAACCCUCAGGUCCAGCAGGCGGCUCUGGGUGCAGCGGCCGGAGCGGUGCAGGGCCCGCAGACGCCGCAGUACUCCACACAAAACUACGACAACACCAUGUGAAACACAGCCAGAGCAUCAGUCAUCAACACACACACACACACAGGCCGAGCCACACACCCGCUGAGCCUGAAGUGAGGUGGAACGAACCGACUGAUGCUUGGUUGCUCAGUUUUUAAUUUAAAUGUUUGUGUGUUUGUUCAUGUUUUUGUAUCUGUUUUAGCCUAUUUGCUCCCUGCUUUCUGCUAACGUUCCCAUUAAGUUAUGAAAACAUUAUUUCAGAAUAUAUUUCCUGAACAUUCAACACGACCAUU
Molecule: messenger RNA, 1175 nt
Organism: Sinocyclocheilus grahami
Lineage: Eukaryota; Metazoa; Chordata; Actinopteri; Cypriniformes; Cyprinidae
Product: secretory carrier-associated membrane protein 5-like
Exons: 7
Coding region: 244-924 (226 amino acids)
Biological process (GO): protein transport
Cellular component (GO): recycling endosome membrane; trans-Golgi network membrane
Source: RefSeq, a predicted model, not a curated record